UCAUGACUGAGCUGUGGCAGUGACUGUUUAACUAUAUCUAGCUUCAGUACGAGAGCGAUUGUAGGCAGUGAAUACACAGCACAAAGAUGACUGACAUAGGCACAAAACAGGAGCAACAAUCUCCAAGGCCUCCGAGUACGAGAAGCUCAGGGACAGAGGAGCGUGGGGGCCCCGCUGGACAGUUGUCCUUCAGCAUUAGCAAGAUUCUGGGAGAAUCUCACGUUACACGCCAUAGCCGCGAACUCUCUCCCUCGCCAGCCACCCGAACACAGCCCGGUUCUCCGGCUCCUCCGGGUCCCAGUCUCCACGCCUGUCUACCCAACACCUUGCCGGGGUACGUGCCGACGUCUCUGCCACCCUUCUUCAGUGGUGUUCCGUGUCCGUCCCCUGGGUGUGGGUGUGGGGGUAUGGUAGUCAAUGGCAUUAUCAAAGUACCUGCACAUAGGCCGCCUGCAAUCCCAAUGGGUCACCUCCCUCCGUCUCUUCAGUUUCCCUGGAUGGAAGCUCGAAAAGACCGACUUACAAUCACCAGACGCAUUGGACACCCUUACCAAAACCGUACUCCUCCUAAAAGGAAGAAACCACGGACGUCAUUCUCGAGACUACAGAUUAUCGAGUUAGAAAAACGCUUCCACAGACAAAAGUACUUGGCCUCAGCAGAACGGUCGGCCCUGGCUAAAGCUCUUAAGAUGACGGACGCACAAGUUAAAACUUGGUUCCAAAACAGACGGACAAAAUGGAGGAGACAAACUGCAGAAGAGAGGGAGGCGGAACGACAAGCAGCAAACCGCUUCAUGAUGAGUCUCCAGGCAGAAGCAUCAAAGACCAUAUAUGACACGCGGGACCCCCUCGUUCUUAGCAACGCGUCUCUGCACGCUCUGCAAAAUCUGCAGCCCUGGGCCGAGACAGAAAACAGCGAAGACAGGCCCAACUAUCACGACUCUCCAUCUUUGGUUUAAAUAUGUAGGCGCUGACAGCGUUCUGGCGGUGACAAUAUACUAUAUCUUUAUCAGAGUAAUAAGGUAACAGAUGAUAUUGCAGAGAACACACAUGAGACUAUUCUAUCGAUAGACGGGGAUUUAUAAGUGUGGAUGGUCGGGUGUAUAUUGUAAAUUUAGUUAUAGGAUUGAAAUUGAUUUUCCUUGCAUAAACAGAGGCGAGACUUAUGACCUAGUGCAACGGGCAAUUCAUGACAUUUAGCUGUAUAAAAGUGAGAGAGACAAAAAAUAUUUAUAUAAAAAUAACUUUAAUUUUUGGUUUCUUUUUUCAUUUUUUAAUAAAAUG
Messenger RNA from Lingula anatina, 1284 nucleotides. Its product is annotated as T-cell leukemia homeobox protein 3. Gene Ontology annotation, biological process: regulation of transcription by RNA polymerase II; animal organ development. NCBI's taxonomy places the organism in Eukaryota, Metazoa, Brachiopoda, Lingulata, Lingulida, Lingulidae. The record is from RefSeq and is a predicted model, not a curated record. Gene Ontology annotation, molecular function: DNA-binding transcription factor activity, RNA polymerase II-specific; RNA polymerase II cis-regulatory region sequence-specific DNA binding. Gene Ontology annotation, cellular component: nucleus.